Molecule: messenger RNA, 4402 nt
Organism: Aptenodytes forsteri (emperor penguin)
Lineage: Eukaryota; Metazoa; Chordata; Aves; Sphenisciformes; Spheniscidae
Gene: EXOC6B
Product: exocyst complex component 6B
Exons: 24
Coding region: 31-2433 (800 amino acids)
Biological process (GO): intracellular protein transport; Golgi to plasma membrane transport; exocytosis
Cellular component (GO): membrane; exocyst
Source: RefSeq, a predicted model, not a curated record
GUCUAUGAUGGAGAAGAACACGGCCGUUUCAUGGAGAAACUGGAAGCACGAAUCAGAAACCAUGAUCGUGAGAUUGAGAAAAUGUGCAACUUCCAUUAUCAGGGCUUUGUGGACUCCAUCACGGAGCUGCUGAAAGUUAGAGGAGAAGCUCAGAAACUGAAGAAUCAAGUGACGGACACCAACCGAAAGCUGCAGAAUGAAGGCAAAGAAUUGAUAAUAGCAAUGGAAGAGCUGAAGCAAUGCCGAUUACAACAGAGAAAUAUUUCAGCGACGGUUGAUAAGCUAACACUGUGUCUUCCUGUCCUGGAGAUGUACAGCAAACUGCGAGAGCAAAUGAAAUCUAAAAGACACUACCCUGCGCUCAAGACCCUGGAGCACCUUGAGCACACGUACCUGCCCCAAGUGAGCCACUACCGCUUCUGCAAGAUCAUGGUGGAUAAUAUUCCAAAGCUGCGUGAAGAGAUCAAAGAAGUUUCCAUGUCAGACCUCAAGGAUUUCCUGGAGAGUAUCCGUAAGCACUCUGACAAGAUUGGAGAGACAGCAAUGAAACAGGAUUGCAGAUACAGUCAGUGGAAAAUAAUUGCCAAGAUAUUCUUCAGUCUUCUGCUCUCUCCAAAUAUUAAGGCGCAGCAGCAAAGAAACCUGGACAAUAUUGUAUCACAGCAUCCCAGGAUAGGCGGGGGAAAGAAGUCCAAGAAAGAAGUCUGCGCAAGCUCAGAUCUGGAGGUAAAAAACACUAGCCCCAUGUCUGAGCAGGAUUCGGGUAUCCUGGAUGUUGAAGAUGAGGAUGAGGAUGAAGAGGUGCCUGGGGCCCAGGACCUGGUGGACUUCUCACCGGUGUACCGAUGCCUGCACAUAUACUCUGUCCUGGGCGCCCGAGAAACCUUUGAGAACUACUACAGGAAGCAGAGAAGAAAACAAGCCAGAUUGGUCCUCCAGCCUCCUUCAAACAUGCAUGAAACUUUAGAUGGCUACAGGAAGUAUUUUAAUCAAAUUGUAGGGUUUUUUGUAGUUGAAGAUCACAUCUUGCAUACAACGCAGGGCUUGGUAAAUAGAGCCUAUAUUGAUGAGCUGUGGGAGAUGGCGUUAUCAAAAACUAUUGCAGCACUAAGAACACAUUCAUCCUACUGCUCGGACCCGAGCCUUGUGUUAGACUUGAAGAACCUCAUUGUCCUCUUUGCAGAUACACUCCAGGGAUACGGCUUCCCGGUGAACCAGCUCUUUGACAUGCUGUUGGAGAUCCAAGACCAGUAUAGUGAAACCCUGCUGAAGAAAUGGUCAGGAGUUUUCAGAAAUAUACUUGAUUCAGAUAACUACAGUCCCAUCCCAGUGACAAAUGAAGAAGUUUAUAAGAAAAUAGUUGGACAGUUCCCGUUCCAGGAUGCAGAACUUGAAAAGCAGCCGUUUCCAAAGAAGUUCCCCUUUUCUGAGUUUGUGCCUAAAGUUUACAAUCAGAUUAAGGAAUUCAUUUACGCCUGUCUGAAGUUUUCAGAAGACCUUCAUCUGAGCUCCACCGAAGUUGAUGAUAUGAUUAGAAAAUCUACAAAUCUGCUGCUGACCCGAACGCUGAGCAACUGUUUACAGAAUGUCAUCAAGAGGAAAAAUGUCGGGCUGACGGAGCUUGUACAGAUUAUUAUAAAUACGACCCAUUUGGAGAAAUCCUGCAAGUUCCUAGAGGAAUUCAUAACCAAUAUCACUAAUGUACUUCCAGAAACUGUCCACACUACAAAACUCUACGGGACCACAACCUUCAAGGACGCCCGCCAUGCUGCCGAGGAGGAGAUUUACACUAAUCUGAACCAGAAGAUAGACCAGUUCUUGCAGCUGGCGGACUACGACUGGAUGGCCAUGGAGCCGGGCAGCAAGGCCAGCGACUACCUUGUGGAUCUCAUUGGCUUUCUACGCAGCACGUUUGCUGUGUUCACCCACCUCCCGGGGGAUGUAGAUGUCCACUCUACAAUGUCGGGGAAGGUGGCACAGACGGCUUGCAUGUCGGCGUGCAAACACCUCUCCACCUCGCUGAUGCAGCUGCUGCUGGAAGCCGAAGUGCGGCAGCUGACGCUGGGUGCCCUGCAGCAGUUCAACCUGGACGUGGAGGAGUGUGAACAGUUUGCCAGAUCCGGCCCAGUGCCUGGGUUCCAAGGGGACACGCUGCAGUUGGCCUUCAUCGACUUGAGACAACUCUUAGAUCUGUUCAUCCAGUGGGACUGGUCAACGUAUUUGGCUGACUACGGGCAACCCACGUGCAAGUAUCUUCGCGUGAACCCGACGACAGCCCUCAUCCUGCUGGAAAAGAUAUCACGAGUGAUGAGAGACACGAGCAGAAAAAACAACGUUUUUGCCCAGUUUCGGAAAAACGAGAGGGACAAGCAGAAGCUGAUAGACACCGUGGCCAAGCAGCUCCGCAGCCUGAUCAACAGCCAUCACUCGUGAGGGACUCGGGGACCUCCUGCCCGCGCCGGUCCCUGCACCGCAGCCUUCCACAUGCCUGGACUUGGGAUUCUUGUUCAAAGAGAAUAUAUGUAUUUUUUUAUUCACCUGUAUAGUAUUCAUGAAACCUGCCCUGAUGACAAAAUGUUCCUUGUUAAACAAUCCCGGGGAAGAUAGGCGGCACUGCUCGUGAAGGUGGUGUCAGGAGUCUCCUAUUAUAAACUCCUAUUUUCAGGGGUUUAUAAAGUGACGGUAAAUCCUGAAGCCUGAGAGAGAAGUUCACACCCAGACUAUUACUAUUUUUUUUUUUUUUUAUAAGCCAAAUUGAAAGAAUCGGUCUGACUUCCUUUUGUUAACUUAUUCAGUCGCAGAACAAAUGAAAACAAAACAUAUAGGGAGGAGUCCUGGUUUCAGGUUCUUCUCAUGGGCUCCGGUAAAAGGAGCACGUGUUUAGAAAGAGGGUCACCCGUUAGCGUGUCUUGCCAGCUUGCGUACUGGAUUUCGGUAGGAGAAGAGGCAAACUGAUUUCCCAACUUUCCUCCUCCUUUUCCUGGAAGGGCUGAUUUCUACCUUAGGCUGCAGGUCGCUGGAGCUGCAGCCCUUUCCCGCGCGUCUGUAAUCAGCACAGCCACCCCCUGAGCUCCACCUCUGGGACCUGCCGGUGUCUUUUGGACCUGCGCUGAAUGUAGAGGGGCUUCGAGAGCUGCCUCGUUAAUUAGACUUGGAAAGGGAGAGCCAGAAGGUAAUCUGGCAGGGUGUCCUGCGGUGCAGGUCUGGUGCUGGGAUGCUGCUGCUCGCAUCCAGCACGGUUGGGUAGCAGGAGAGGAGGGGUGCUCAGCAGGGACGGUGCAAAGGCAGACUGGGCUCUCCCGGCGUCCAGGGCACUCCGUUCAGGGUUUUUUCCUCUCUUUGCACCUCUUUUCCAUGCUGAUGUCCCAUCUUCCCUCUCCUCCUGACACGGUGCGAUGGGGUAAAGCCCCUCUGCUUCCCGCGUGUGCUCUGGCUUGCGCCGUGCGAGGAGCAGCCCUGCAAACUCGCUGCUGUCCGGGACGAUAAGAAGGAACCUCCUGGAGGUCCCCGAAGUGGAGGCAGCAGGAGAUGCCCCGUGGAGCAGCAUCGCUCAGCAACCCCCGGCUCAGAAGUGCCUACAGACAAAAUUCCCCUCUCUGUUCUGGAGGUGCCCAAACAUCCUCUGCUCAAAUCAAGACAGCCUUUGAGGAGGACGGUAACGCUACCAACAGGACUUUAAUCCCAGGGUUCAGGUUACAGAGAGAGGGGACUUUUGCCCUUAUCUUCUCGUUACCCUUUUGACUCUAAUUACUGCAAGUGAAAGCUUAUCCAGCCGGUUCCCCCACCUCCCAAACCCUGAUGUUAAAGGGAAUUAAAAUCUUCCUGGUGUAUGUUACGGCCCUGGCAGUGCUGCUUCAGCAGGGGCACGAGCCGUGCCCAUUUCCUACCCUCGUUCGAAGGUGCUCAGCUCUCCAACCGCUUCUGGAAGCAGAGGGGUGUUUUGCUGACCUGCGGAACGAGGUUCCUUCUCCUUCCCCUCCCUCGGCGCAGACUCCCGAAGCUAUGGAGGGGCAGGACUUGUUUGAACAUCACCGCAUGGCGUUUGCAGAAGAGCAGCAGCACUUUCUUGGUGCACUCAGCCCCUUUGCUCUCUGACCACGUGCACUUUUUGCUGUGUGUUUCUUGCCUCGGGAGCUCUUCUGACACUCAAGCUCUGGACGCACGAAGGGGAUGGUGCUUUAUCUUCCCUCCUUGUUCCUCAGCAAUCCUCUUUUUUUUGUUUUCUUUUUGAUAAGGGUACGUGUUAAUUAACCCUGAAAGUAAAUAGGCACGUUGUCAGCAAUGACCUUCUGGGGCUGUCGUCCUGUCCCAGCAGCCUCCAGCCAUGAGGACCAGUGGAUUAUUUGCAUUAAUAGGAGGGAAAGGCCAAACUUGGCUUUACGGUUCCUUGCUUUUGCCGGGG